AUGGCAUUCUCUGGGACGUAUGAGCUUGAAAGUCAAGAGAAUUACGAUGAGUUUCUGGAGGCAAUUGGGUUUUCCAAUGCCAAGACUGACUUCAAAGUGAUAACAGAAGUGCUUCAGGAGGGGGAUGAUUUUACCUGGUCACAGAUUAUUCCCAACUGGACCUUGACUAACAAGUUCACCCUCGGAAAGGAGUGUGAGCUAGAGAGCAUGCUACGCUCCAAGUUCGUGACCACCGUCACCAUGGAAGGAGGCAAGAUAAUUAUUCCGUUCCCCCAGUAUCAUUUCACUGCUGAGAUCAGUGGGGACAAGCUGAUCAUGCUCUGUACAACCUCCGGGGAGAAGGGUGUGACCAUGAAGAGAAUCAACAAGAGGAUCUGA
This is a messenger RNA of Salvelinus namaycush (lake trout), 378 nucleotides long. RefSeq names its product gastrotropin-like. The transcript has 4 exons. NCBI's taxonomy places the organism in Eukaryota, Metazoa, Chordata, Actinopteri, Salmoniformes, Salmonidae. The coding region runs from base 1 to 378 and encodes 125 amino acids. The record is from RefSeq and is a predicted model, not a curated record. Gene Ontology annotation, molecular function: fatty acid binding. Gene Ontology annotation, biological process: fatty acid transport. Gene Ontology annotation, cellular component: nucleus; cytosol.